AUUUACUCAUAACUUGGUAAUCGAGUUGGCUCACUAGCCAUAAUGUUGAGAGUUGAGACAUCUCAUGAGCUCUAAACGAGCUAGCUCACUAGUCGAGCUCAACAAGCCACCAAGUCGAGCUAGCUCGCGACCUCUGCGAGCUGCAGAAGGCUAAGUUCAAGCUCGGCUCAUUAGUAAACGAGUUGAGUUUCGAACGAGCUUUUUCCGAGUCGAACGACAAGCUGCUCGCGAGGGGCUCGGAUCAUUUGCGGCUCAGCGCAUUUGCGCCCUAACGAUGAUCAGUAGAGAGCUUACUGAAAAAGAUUAUUUAAGUUUACCCCGCAACCAUAAAUCCAUAAUGUCUAGAGAACGAAGAACGAUGCUUCGUCCAUGUCUGAAAUGCUUAAGUAAGAGGGCUAGAGGAGUUGCACUGCCGUAGAAACUGGCAUCUAAGCUUGCAGGCAAAGAUUCAGGCAUCUCGGAUGACAAACUUUCCACAAAAGGAUAUGUUAGUUAGGGCAUUGUUCCAACUAUGCAAGUUUCACCCGCAAUCCACCUUCACACUUGCGUAGAGAAUAAUUAACUGACCAUUUUGUUAAACUAUAAAGUUGAAGGAUCACUUUGGAUAAUUGCGCCUUUUACUUAAGAUUGAAGAGUGUUGCCGCGCUUAUGGGAAAGAGUUCAGUUCAGUGGGUUUUGCGAUGAUCAGAGCAAUCUUAAAGCUUGCCGCCAUUCUGAUACAGGUGCCUGUUAGAGGAAUCUAUAACGAGCUUACUUCCGGCAUAGGUUAUAACGUUGAAGUAACUCAGAAUUAGAAACGGCUAGCUUGUUUCCGUUCAUCGAAAGACGCCGGUGUGAUGUUAAGUCCGUCAUUCCCAUGUUAACUGGCUCGGGAGUUCGGUAGAGGUUAGUAUUUCCAUACGUGGGAUAAAUUCGAAAAUCUAUUAAUUUCUACGAGGUGAACUGGUUGCCUCAGUCGAAAUAUCGGUGAAUCCCAUGUUGUUGAACUCACGGUUCCGAUUGAUUUCCCUACUCGUUUGCUCGAAGGAAGUUCCUGCUUUGAAUUUUAACUCACCAAGUGUUUGAUAGAAUGCCUGUGAGGGCAAGAAGUGCUGCGUAGAUGCAUUCGCAGUCUGCCAACCGUACCUUCUUCUUUCUGAUAAUGGUUGCAUUAUGCUGGUGGAAAUAAAUGGUCAGGGUGCUUGCUGUUUUGUUGUGAAUGCAAGUAUUUGAUCGAAAAGCCAUGGUCUUUGUGUAUUCCACUUAUAUGUGAACUUUGUUGAUUUUGCGUGCUAUGUCUGUGAUGACUCUGAUUGACCAUUAUACCAUUUUGCAGUUCACCAUCUUCGGUUGAGAUUGUGGUACACUUGCUUUGCUAAUGGGUCGUUUGUGGAGCACUCUCCUAUUGAUUCUUCAUUGACUUCCGUAUCUUCAUCAAAAGCUAUUCGGCGAAAUUAGAGCAAAACUGCAUGAUACCCAUGAUGAUAAAUUCUAUUCGCAGACGGCCACUUGCAGCAUAUAUCACUUUAAGAUCGAAAACCACCGCCGCACAGUAUGUAGAAUCGAGAGCCAGGGACGCUGUGUUUGAGAAAUUCAUGGACAAGUACAAAAACCUCCUGAAAGUCAUUGCCAUCCAAGACCUUAUUCUUUCAAACCCCACUAGAACCCCACCUUCAGUCUCCCUUGAUUUCCUCAACAGACUCUCCCAGAAGCUACACCUUAAUAGAGGCGCAGCCUCUUUCCUCCGUAGAUACCCUCAUAUUUUCUACAUUUACUAUGAAACAACGGUCUCCCAACCUUUUGUCAGACUAACUGAUGCUGCUACACAGAUUUGUCGCGAAGAAGCAGAGGCAAUUACAGCAACAUUGCCAGCUGUUGUUGACCGGUUGGUUCGGCUUUUAUGCAUGUCAAAGUCCAAAUCCUUGCCACUCCGUGCCAUCUUCAAGGUUUGGAAGGACCUCGGGCUUCCGGAUGAUUUUGAGGAUUCGGUAAUAUCUCACAACCCACAUAUUUUCUCUCUUCAUGAUGCCCAUGAACCUCACACACACAUCUUGAAGUUGGUGGAUGAAUUUCCCUUGUGUCAUCUUCGGCCUGCAGUUGAUGACUGGAGGGUUACAGCCACUGAGUGUAGUAAAGAGAAAUGUGAAGCAAAUGAUACCGCUGAAAUGCAGUAUUGCUUCAAGCAUCAAUACCCACCUGGAAUGCGCCUGAGCAAGAAUUUCAGGGCUAAGGUGAAGGAAUGGCAGAGUCUGCCUUAUAUCGGUCCUUACGAAGAGCUGAGGGAGAUGAAGCCAUCUAAGGUGGGGAUGAGAAGACUUGAGAAAAGAGCAGUUGCUAUUGCGCACGAGUUCUUGAGUUUGACAGUUGAGAAGACGAUAGAAGUUGAGAAGAUCAGCCAUUUCAGGAAGUGGUUUGAGAUUGAGCUGAACAUGCGAGACUUGUUCUUGGAUCAUCCAGGGAUUUUUUACUUGUCUACAAAGGGCAAGAGACAUACAGUAUUCCUUAGGGAAGCUUAUGAGAGGGGUCGAUUGAUUAACCCUAAUCCUGUGUACAUUGUAAGACGAAAGCUUUUAGACCUUUUUGUUAUGGGACGUCAUCAAUUUCCUUGCAAUAAUUGAGGCCAUGGGAGGUUUGGUAAGCUGGAAGAAAAAACUAUGGUCCAAAGCGUCCUUCCCUUAUUAAGGUCUAGGAUUUCAGACCUAUUCCUAUUAGAUCUUGAAAGGAAACUGGAAACUUGGUGGAUUCAGGCAACCUAAAAGAGCAAAUGGCUGAAACGUCCAGGCAACCAGUCCAGGAGUCUGGGUAUGCGGCGUGGUGUCAUCAUCAGUUAUCCUCCUCAGGCUCCUGUGUGAUCUCUUUUCUUGUUGCUUCUACGUUACCAAUUUUUGAAACCUGGAACAUGAGUUUGAGAUUGUUUUCUAUCUUCCAAGCUAGGGAGAGGUACUGCCCCAGUUCGUUUGGAUUGCUUGAUUCCAUCUCCAGGUUUUCUGCAAAGAAACAUCUGAUUUUGGAUUAGAACUUUAACACUGGGUUUCUAGGAUGAUGCAAGGCUUCUUGGUGGAAGAGCAGAAGAGUGUGAAGCAAGUGUUGGAAGAUUCAGAAGGCAAAGGAAAAGAGCAGAUGGCUCAAGGAGUUAGACAACUAGUAGAUAAAAGACUGUUAGGAAGUAGUCGUUGCCCUUUGAGCUGUGGAAAGACGAUACAGUUUGUGUAAUAAUAUUGUUGCAUGUUUUCUUUUCAUGGAAAUGGAAAUAUUUGGUUGGUUGACAGCUCUUCUUAGUUCGAUAGUUGUACGUAGAAAUCGUAUCAUUAGUCAAUAUGAUCGAAUGUACAGCUCAAAAUCGUUCCACAAUAAAAAAUGAACAAAGUUUUCACAGUCAAAUAAAUUGAAGUUGAACACCAUCACUGAAAUCAGUAAUUCAGCCCUUGAAAUCUCCAGGCCAUUUGGAUCUUCUUGAUAAAAUUGCACAAAAAACAAUUUGUCAAGAGUGGGAUUUGAACCCACGCCCUUUCGGACCAGUACCUGAAACUGGCGCCUUAGACCAACUCGGCCAUCUUGACUCUGUUAAAUAAAUUGUUUUCUUAUUU
Molecule: messenger RNA, 3566 nt
Organism: Linum trigynum
Lineage: Eukaryota; Viridiplantae; Streptophyta; Magnoliopsida; Malpighiales; Linaceae
Source: the annotation of a GenBank genome assembly